AUGCUUUACACGCGUCUUCAAAGCAUGCUUCGCGAUCGGAGGAGGACCCGACGGGACAUUGAGAUUUCUGCUCCGUUUGAUCUGAAACUCGAACCCGUCAACCUUCCCGGUGUUUCUCAAGAAGAAAUCGCCAUCCUCCGCGAGAAGGCAGCUGCCUCACGCAUCGGUGUCCUCGAACUCCGCCCCGAAUCACCUUCAGAGUAUCACAAGAUGUCCCGGCCGUCUCCACGACUUCGUCCGGUACAACCUGCCGUCACUGAAGUAGAGACACGGCCAUUAUGGUAUUAA
Molecule: messenger RNA, 288 nt
Organism: Pochonia chlamydosporia 170
Lineage: Eukaryota; Fungi; Ascomycota; Sordariomycetes; Hypocreales; Clavicipitaceae
Exons: 3
Coding region: 1-288 (95 amino acids)
Source: RefSeq, a predicted model, not a curated record